AUAAAUAUCAGAUACCACACUCAAAAAGUCUUAUAAUGAGUUCCAUUCCACACCCUUCAAGCAAAACAGCAUUGCAUAGUGAUGAAGAGAGAGAGAGAAGUUGAUAGCAUAACCAUGGCCAACUACUUGAUGUUGCUUUCUCGAGGAGGUGAAGUAAUUGGGAACAUCAACUACUUGAACUCUUCCAACAACCGUGUGUUUGAGUGCAAGACAUGUAACAGGAAGUUCCAAUCCUUUCAAGCAUUGGGUGGCCACCGUGCGAGUCACAAGAGGCCAAGGUUGAUGGCAGAGUUUGAUAACCAAAACCAAGUUCAUGUUCAUCAUCAUGCUUCACCACCAAAGCCUAAGACACACGAGUGUUCCAUUUGUGGGUUGGAGUUUGCAAUAGGACAAGCUUUGGGAGGCCACAUGAGGCGCCAUAGAGCAGUAGCAACAGCAUCAAAUGAAAACAUAAACACUAGUGUUCAUAUUACUUCACCAAGCAACAACAAGGUUAACAACACCAAGAGAAUUUUGUUUCCUGAUUUGAAUUUGACUCCUAUAGAGAAUGAUUUGGAGUUUUUGAAGAUUACUCAAGUAACUCCUUUGGUUCAUUGCUCCAAUUGAAUUAAUUCAUUCCUGUAACGUAUAGCUUGUAGUGUACCAUAUAGUUACAACAUUACUUUUUUCUUCCUUUUUUGUAUUUCACUUUUAAGUAAAUUCAUUCUUCAGUUCUUAGAUAUAUAUAUAAGAAAUUCGUGUUUGUAAAAACAAAUAAAAAGUGUUGAUGUAUAUUUUUCCUUA
Molecule: messenger RNA, 783 nt
Organism: Cajanus cajan (pigeon pea)
Lineage: Eukaryota; Viridiplantae; Streptophyta; Magnoliopsida; Fabales; Fabaceae
Source: RefSeq, a predicted model, not a curated record